Messenger RNA from Sphenostylis stenocarpa, 495 nucleotides. NCBI's taxonomy places the organism in Eukaryota, Viridiplantae, Streptophyta, Magnoliopsida, Fabales, Fabaceae. The record is from the annotation of a GenBank genome assembly.
AUGACCAUCAAAAACUCUUGUCCUCUGAUAAUCUUCCUGUGCUUCAUAAUGCCCCCAUUUGUAUUUUGUGACGGGGGAAUGCAUUCAGGUCCAUCGACCCAGAUUUUGCAUUCUUUCCAGGAAGACAGAAACGGGUCCAUAGCAGUGUCAGUGAAAGCAGAACAUGCUACCUCUAGAAAAUUUUGGUUGCAUGGUUCUUGCACAAGCAAAGACAUAAGCAUCUCGCAAAGCACAACUUCUACAUCAGGAAUACCACAGUUCAUUGUGCAGAUUGUUAACACAUGUGUUUCUGGAUGUGCUCCUCGUGACAUCCACCUCCAUUGUGGUUGGUUUGCUUCUGCAAGAAUAGUGAACCCCAGAUUGUUCAAAAGGAUCUCAUAUGAUGAUUGCCUAAUCAAUGGAGGGAACCCUUUAGCCUCUAGCCAGAUCAUCAGAAUCGCAUAUUCUAAUUCUUUUAUGUACCCUCUUGCUUUCAAGUCUGCCAAAUUUUGCUGA